AUGACCGUUGAAGAAGUUUCUCAUCUUCUAUGCGUCAACUUUAAUCAGGAUGCUAAGUCCUUGGCUGUUGGACAUGCCAAUGGCUACAUUCUAUACAAGACAUCAGAUGCUCUAGAAUCUUCAGUUCUUCUAGAUGAUGCUGAUAAUUCAUCCGCAAUUCAUGAAGCGAUUAUCGUUGAACGGUUAUUCAAUUCGUCCUUGGUUGUUAUUGUUUCGCAGAAAGAACCCCGAGUGAUGCAUAUUUACCAUUUCAAAAGCAAGAAUAUGAUAUGUGAUUACAAGUUCACGAAGUCGGUAUUGAACGUGAAAUUAAAUCGAGAUAGAGUUGUUGUCUGUGUGGAAGAUUCCAUAUUUAUUUACACAUUAAAGGAUAUGAAGCCACUUCAUACGAUUCUUGACACACCACUGAAUCGGCUUGGACUGAUUGACCUUUCUCCUGAGGCCAGCUGCUUGAUAGCAUAUCCUGCAAGCGCUGAAGCUGGAAGUGUGCAUAUCUUCGAUUGUAUGAACCUUUCGGCAGUUAAUACCUUUACGGCUCAUGAUGGGCCCUUGGCUUGUCUCAAGUUCAACGCAGAUGGUACUAUGAUUGCGACGGCAAGCAUCAAAGGAACAGUUAUACGUGUUUAUAGUGUUCCGCAAGGAACAAGGUUGUUCGAGUUUAGACGAGGGAUGUCUAGGUGCGUGACGAUUUAUUCUCUAGCGUUCUCUGCAGAUUCCACGUAUUUAUGUUCUUCGAGUAAUACAGAGACUGUUCAUGUGUUCAAAUUGGAGAAGCCAGAAGAUCAAGAGAAGAAGCAAGAGUCAACAACGGAGUCUUCUGGUGGCUGGCUAGGUUAUCUUACGCAAGCCGCCUCAAGUUACCUUCCUACGCAAGUUAAUGAGCUCAUGACAGUGGAACGGAGCUUUGCCACCGCUAUUUUGCCGGGAUCUGACAAGAAGAAUGUAGCUGCCAUGCCAACGAUCAAGGGCCAACCGCAUCUUCUCGUGGCAACAACUGACGGUUUCCUGUAUUGCUAUCGUAUUCUGAGUACCGGUGGAGAAUGUGAUCUCGUGAAAAUGCACCGCAUCGGUGUCAACGCUACGGAGACUAACAGAACAGAUUCCAGUCGACCAAGUGCCGCGGAGAGUUCAGCGAGGGUGCCGGAUGCUAACGAUCCCGAAGAUUUCCCACCGAUUUGUCACACAACGGGAUGA
Messenger RNA from Haemonchus placei, 1194 nucleotides. The record is from the annotation of a GenBank genome assembly. Lineage: Eukaryota; Metazoa; Nematoda; Chromadorea; Rhabditida; Trichostrongylidae.